AUGCCCCGCCUGCCCGUAGCUAUCGCUCUCCAACCCCCACUCCCACCACUCCCGACCGCCCCAUACCCAGCUCCUUCCCCCCUCGACACCCACAUCUCCACCACCCUCUCCUCGACAGACUAUGACACCGCCUGUGUCCCGCUCACCAACCCGCGCUGGCAAGAGCGGUGGGAACGCCUCUGUCUCCGUCCAGUCGAAGAAGAGCUCGACCCGACGUCGCAGGCGGCCAUGACGCGGGAUCUGGAGCGAGAGGUCGUGGACCGAGAGGCGGACGUCUGGCGCAAAGAGGGAGGACUGAGGCGGAACGAGCUGAAUGUGUCGAGGUUGGAAGAGACGAGGGGACUCAUUGCUGUUGCUGCGGAGUGGUUGGAGAUGGACUCGAGCGACGAGGGGAUCAGGUUUGAUUCUGAGCUGGCACUCCGAGCGGAACUCUCACAAGCAAUCUAUCUUGGCGUCCCUACCCUCAUCUUACCUGCUCCUCAGCUCGCCAACAGGGCCUACCUCGCUUCGUACGCUCGAGCCAUCUCCAACCUUCUCCAUCUCGGCGGCGCAUCUGCAUUCACCGAGCUGUCCGUCCGUAUCCCCAUCUCGGACCCCACGGAACUCAUCAACCAAGGUCCCGGAUCUCCCUUCGGUCCUCCCACAUCCGGCCCAUCUACCUCCGCGACCCUUCCAAACGGCAUGUCCGUCCCGCAGUCCACCUCGGCUGGAGCUUCGUCCAAGCAUCACAAGCGGAUAUCGUCCCUCUCGACUCGGCCGGCCAGCAUGCACCAGAACUCGACUACACUCGCCCCGAACGGAAUGCGAAACGCUAGCGGUGCGAGCGCAGUAUCGGCAGCUAGCAGCACGAUGAGUGCGCGGAGUGGAGCGGCGCCGGCGCCGGCAAGUGGAGAUCCAUGCUCGACUUGGGAGAUGUGGGACACUAUUCGGUCAAUGUGCGGAUACCACUCUCGGUUGACAGUCACUCUCGAUCUUACGAAUCCCCUCCCUCCAUCUGUUGGCGCGCUAUCAAGAUGGACCGCCGAGCCCGUCAAGCACAUCUGGCUCCCCGCAUCCUCUUUCAUCUCCAACGGCAAGGGCUAUCCCGUCCUCAGUAAGGCCUGUCAAGCUUUCCUGAAGGGUAUGACCAAACAAUCCCCCACCUACAUCCUCGCCGGUACCCAAACCAACCGCCACUCGGCCGGCGGCCCCUCCGCCUAUCUCCAAUACGUCCGCCACAUCACCUCCCAGGCCCAAUCAGGGAUGAUCAACCCCGUCAACGGCCAAAAGUCGGACGAGCCAGCAUAUACCGCCGGCUAUGCGGACUUCUUGCAAGCGCCGCUACAGCCCUUGUUUGAUGACCUGGGGAGCGCGACGUAUGAUGUGUUCGAGAGGGAUCCGGUCAAGUACCGGCAGUAUGAAGAGGCGACAUAUCUGGCAUUGCUGGACCUGCCUGCUGGAGGAAGAUAUGUCAUCACCGUCGUUGGAGCUGGAAGGGGACCGCUUGUCGCUUGUGCUCUGCGGGCGCUGAAGCGCGCAAAUCGACAAGCGAUGGUAUAUGCGGUAGAAAAGAAUGCUGCGGCUUAUACGACAUUACAGGAACGGAAAGAGCUGGAAUGGUUCGAUACGGUCCAAAUCCUCUAUGGCGAUAUGCGAACGGUCGACGUGCCUGAGGAGGCGGACAUCCUCGUCUCUGAGCUGUUGGGCAGUUUCGGAGACAACGAGCUGAGUCCGGAAUGCCUCGACGGGGCUAUGCGGUUCAUGAAGCCAUCCGGUAUCUCGAUACCUAUAUCAUAUACCGCACACCUCGCACCUAUCUCUUCUGCCAAGCUGCACGCCGAAGCAACCUCGAAAGCUCGGCCAGCGUCAGCGCCCGAGACGCCAUACGUGGUCAUGAUGAGCCAGGUCAACGUCCUUUCUGCAGAUGGAGGUGGAGCUAGUGGGCGAUGUGGGGAGAGAGUACAGCAAUGCUGGCAGUUUGAGCAUCCACGGCGGGAUCUUAUCUUGGAUUCGAGCGGCGCACCACUCACCAACUCGCACAACACUCGUUCCGCCACUUUGACCUUCUCCAUCCCCCACGCUGGGCCCUGCCACGGUUUUGCAGGCUACUUUGAAGCACACCUGUACGGCAAUAUCGGGCUGUCCACGCAUCCCGAUAACGCCCACCGCGUCUCGCCCGACAUGUACUCGUGGUUCCCUCUCUUCUUCCCCCUCCGCGCACCACUCUACCUCCCCUCUGGCUCGGAGGUCGAGGUGCACGUAUGGCGACUGAGCGAGGGGCGGGGCAGGAGGGUAUGGUAUGAGUGGGCAGCGGAGGCUUAUCUGCCUGGCGCUGGCGGGUCCGUGGGCGUGGGUAUGGGCGGAGGGAGUGGGGUGGGACCAGGAGGCGGAUUGAGUCCGGGAUUGGGAUUAGGGGGUCCGCUCGGCACGCCGACGGGGAGUCUGAAUGGCCGACCACCGCUUAGCCCGAUGAUGGACGCGACGUUCUCGCCCGUUAGGAAUACGUUCCUCGGUGCGGGUGGGGCAGGGUUCGGGGAGCAGGGUACCGGGCAGGGGAGGGUCAAGAUUGGGCAGACGGGGCUGCAUAAUGCCGCAGGGGUGCAUAGCUGGGUUGGAAUGUAG
Messenger RNA from Dioszegia hungarica, 2601 nucleotides. Its product is annotated as PRMT5 arginine-N-methyltransferase-domain-containing protein. The record is from RefSeq and is a predicted model, not a curated record. Gene Ontology annotation, cellular component: cytosol; nucleus. The transcript is spliced from 8 exons. The coding region runs from base 1 to 2601 and encodes 866 amino acids. Gene Ontology annotation, biological process: regulation of DNA-templated transcription. NCBI's taxonomy places the organism in Eukaryota, Fungi, Basidiomycota, Tremellomycetes, Tremellales, Bulleribasidiaceae.